Molecule: messenger RNA, 1986 nt
Organism: Metarhizium brunneum ARSEF 3297
Lineage: Eukaryota; Fungi; Ascomycota; Sordariomycetes; Hypocreales; Clavicipitaceae
Biological process (GO): DNA-templated transcription
Molecular function (GO): zinc ion binding; DNA binding
Source: RefSeq, a predicted model, not a curated record
AUGCGGAUGGCCGAUCCUCAGUAUGUCAUGAAACUCGAAAGCCGACUGAUGUCAAUGGAGAAAAAGCUGCAGGAACAUAACUCGGCUGGUCGUUGCGCAAAUGGAGAAUCAACUACAGCUGAAGCUGAGACUGGAGGACCAGCAUUCUGCAACAGUCUCCAGGGAGGCCCUGUCGGUGACAUGCAGCAAGCAUCGGCCACUGGUAAUACAACACCUGGGACCGAUAAAGAAGACUCUGUCAACAAGACUCCAGACCAGCACAAGAGUCUAGGUUCAUCAACAGGUGAAUAUACACUGCCAAGUGGCUUCAAUGAACUUGAUCAGAUGCUGUAUAACUGUGACGAAACCCUUGUGCUAGAGGAGCCACCUAGUCCCCAGAGCAAUUUCGAAGACGUUUCAAGCUUGCCACGGACCUUGAUCGACGUCUUGGUUGGCCAGUUUUAUCACAAAACCUACUCAAUAUUUCCCAUCAUUAGAGAACCUGAAUUUCGACACCAGUUAGAUCAGUGGGCUGCCACGGGGCAAGACGGAAGCGGCUUCAUGCCUGUUCUAUAUGCUCUUCUGGCCGUCUCUGCUUCCAUUUUGCCCGACGACCACGCCGUCUUCGAAUUGCCCGAGGUGAGAGGAUAUAAAUCGCUCGACCUUGGGGAUUUGAUCUCAUCGCAUGCGAAUUCACAACUGUCUCUCAAGUCAUGCAAAGCUGACAAACUCGCUCGCAUCAACUCAGUCAUUGCACAUGGGCUUUUAAGUCUGUACUUGGCGGAGGCUGGCCAGGUGACUGAAGCAUGGGUCACGACAGGUCAUGCUAUACGACUGUACCAAGGAUUAGAUUUGUAUGAUGGUGCUUCGUCGAGCAAUGAGUCUGUCGAUUCACCAGGCGGGCACAGCGCCAUAUGGUGGUGCCUGUACAUACUCGACCGAUCUCUUUCGACGGUCCUGCUCAAGCCGCUCGCUAUCGAUGAUGUGGAGUGCGACGUGAGUUCUACCGAUGACGGAGAAAGCCACAUAUCAGUCUCGGAGGAUGAGGUUGACCCAUGGUUCUCCGUCAUAACAGGAUUUCACAUCACUAUGGGCAAGAUUUACAAGUCUGUACGCUCAUUUCGAAAGCUCCAACACACUGACAAGAGCGACUCCAACGAAAUAUUGGUUUCUCGUCUCAAGAACCACGACAUGGAGCUGGAACAGUAUUAUGAGAAGCAGGUUCUUCCAAACAUGAGGAAUAACCCAGAUGAUCCGCAGCGAAUGGGCCUGCAGACUAUUGCCGUGUCUUCGUAUUUCAUCGGCGUGGUACUUCUCUAUCGUCAAUUCAUUGAAAUGUUCCGUAUUGAAGACCCCCAAAUCUACCUUCGCUGUGCGGAGGCUGCAUCCAAUUGCAUUCGGCUUACACCAAAGGUCUUAGAUACCGUUCCCGCAAGCCAUUUUAUGAUUCAGCAAAGCCGGUCAAUAUAUGUGGGCUCCAAGGUCUUGUUGCACUGCAUGCGUCUAGUACGGAAUGAAAGUUUUAGUAAUAAGGCUUGGGAUGAUGUUCACAUGGGAUUAGAAAUGUUGCGAAAGAUCAAAAUCCAGUGGCCGGAGAUCAAAAAGUAUCAGAAGCUCACGGAAGACGAUAUGCGACUUACCAAAUCCGAGUUGGAUAGACAUGAGACCUUUGGCAAGACAUUUGACGGAUUCACACCUCUAUCUGGGGAUGAGAUCUACUAUCGGCUCUCCAGCUCAAACCGGUCCUUGAGCAACGGGGGUCUUGGCUCAGCUACCGGACAUUGCCGUGACACAGACGAUACUCGCGAUAUCCAUCGUAAAUCUAAGCGGCAGAAACCAUCAGCUCCUUGUAAUUCACUCAGCCCUGAUUUGUCAGGCUUAUUUCAAGCUGGUGGAAGCGAGAUGGGAGAUGACGAUUUUACAAUGUCAUUCAUGCUAGACCUAGCAGCAUUUACACCAACAACUGCAUUGGCAUCUACCAACUUAUACGAAGAUGGGGUCAGCUGA